Ceratina calcarata is the source of this 1216-nucleotide messenger RNA. Its product is annotated as telomere length and silencing protein 1 homolog. The transcript has 6 exons. Bases 259 to 1149 code for a protein of 296 amino acids. Gene Ontology annotation, cellular component: spliceosomal complex. Gene Ontology annotation, biological process: mRNA splicing, via spliceosome. Lineage: Eukaryota; Metazoa; Arthropoda; Insecta; Hymenoptera; Apidae. The record is from RefSeq and is a predicted model, not a curated record.
UCAAUUUCAAAAUAAAAUUACAUCAGUAACUAUUUAUCCAGACGUAGGUUAAAAUUGUUUUUAUUUUGACGUGUCAAACAAUAUCGACCACAAUUCUAUAAAUGCCUGAUCGAGCAUUGAAAAUAUAAGAUGUACACUUAUUUGUAUGCGUAUACGUACAUACAUUUGUGUUGAUCAUCUCACACAUAUAUGAUUACUAGAGACCUGAAGUUAAACCCCAUUCAAUUGUAAAUAAGGAUCGUGUAUCUUACGGUCAAGAUGAGUGGCACAGAAGAGAAUAAAAUAGAGUUUAAAAAACGAUCGAAGAAACAAUUAAGGAAGCGACAAGUUUCUUCAGACGAAGAUGAAAACGAAAAUGAAGAAACAUCUGUCAGAGAAAAGGUAGAAGAGAUGAAGAUUAUACAGAAACUUCGUGAGAGACCGAAGGGAGUAAACGUAGUUGGAUUAGCUCUUGGAGAAAGCAUGACACCCGACGUUAUGACUUCUGAUCCUUUCAACGUGAAAACUGGUGGAAUGGUAAACAUGGCUGCAUUAAAGAAUACCAAAUUAAAGCAGAACGAUGCUUACGAGACAGGGAUUGGCACGCAGUUCAAUGCUGAAACCAAUAAACGAGAUGAAGAUGAGGAGAUGGUGAAGUACAUUGAAGAGGAAUUGUCAAAGAGGAAAUGCAAGAAUGAGGACAAGACAGAAAAUGGAACUAAUAAUGACAAAGGAUCUUAUUGUUCACCGGAAGAAGCAGCUUUGCAAGCAGUUCCUGAGCAUUUGAGGCAAAGCUCAGCACACAGAAGCGAAGAGAUGCUUUCUAAUCAAAUGUUGUCUGGUAUCCCAGAAGUGGACCUUGGAAUAGAAGCAAAAAUUCGUAAUAUUGAAGCUACAGAGGAAGCCAAAUUGAAAUUACUUUGGGACAGGCAUAGAAAGAAGGAUGGCCCCUCGCAAUUUGUGCCGACGAACAUGGCUGUGAAUUUCGUGCAACACAAUCGAUUUAAUAUAGAAGAUGCGGAUAUCCAAAAAUCGAAACAGGAUGCGGACGACAGGAAAAAAGUAGCAGCGCCUAGAGAAGAUUACAAAGGAAAAAGGAAAGAUAAUGGAGAGAAGGCGACUGACGAUUACCAUUAUGAAAGAUUCAAAAAACAGUUUAGGCGAUUCUAAUAUUACAUGUUUGACGCGUCAACGUAUUAUAAAACAUUAUUUGUAAAUAAAAAUAUUUUAAAAUGCA